Molecule: messenger RNA, 2106 nt
Organism: Mesorhabditis belari
Lineage: Eukaryota; Metazoa; Nematoda; Chromadorea; Rhabditida; Rhabditidae
Source: the annotation of a GenBank genome assembly
AUGAGUCGUCCGAAUUCUUAUGGUCAACCAAUCUACACAACAAAUGCAAACGGUACUCGGGUGAUCGUUCAUCCCGAUGGAACCGAAGAGAAAUGUAUCUGCGAGAUUUGUACAUGCGGAAACCAUCACUGCGGACAUGUCGACGAAGCAUACAAAGGGGAUUUUGAGGGUGAAACAACUCAUCAAGCUGAUUACACAAAGAAAAGGGCUGAUCGCUCGAAAGCCCUUCGACCGCAAGAAACCGUGAUGCAAUCGGGGAAUUUCGACGGAAUGACCACUCAUCAAGCGGAUUAUUAUCGAAAGCAGGCUUCAAGAGCAAAAGCCCUUCGCCCAGUGGAAACGGUGGCAAACGGCGGGGAUUUCGAGGGUCUCACCACGCAUCAAGUUGAUUAUAUCAAGAAACAGGCGGCUCGGGCAAAAGCCCUUCGCCCGCAAGAAACCAUGGCACAAUCGGGUGAUUUUGAGGGACAAACCACUCAUCAAGCCGAUUUUUACAAGAAACAGGGUGAACGCUCGCGUGCGGUUCGCCCGCGAACAAUCGCUCGUCAAAGUGGCGACUUCGAGGGUCAAACCACGCAUCAAGUCGAUUAUGAUAGGAAAAGGGCUGAACGAGCACAAGUGAUUCGACCAAUGGAAACUGUUUUCGAGGCAGGAGAUUUCGAUGGAAUAACAACAAAUCAAGUUGAUUAUAUCAAGAAAAAGGCUGAAAAGUCUUAUCCAAUUCGACCACUGGAGACUAUUGUGCAAUCUGGGGAUUUUGAUGGAUUGACAACGCAUCAAGCGGACUUUUAUCGGAAAAGGGCUGAAAAAGCUCAAGCAAUUCGACCAAUGGAAACCGGAUUGGAAACUGGAGACUUUGAUGGAAUAACGACACAUCAAGCGGAUUACAUCAAGAAGAGAGGAGAAAGAGCUCAAGCGUUUCGACCAAUGAAAACCGACUUGGAAACUGGAGAUUUCGAUGGAAUCACAACACAUCAAGCUGAUUUCUAUCGAAAGAGGGGAGAAAAAGUGCCGCCAAUUCGACCAGUGGAAACCAUUAUGCAAUUUGGGGAUUUUGACGGAAUAACAACACAUCAAGCUGAUUAUUUGAAGAAAAGAGUCGAAAGAGCUCAAGCAAUUCGACCACAAGAAACUCGUCUGGAAGCUGGAGAUUUCGAUGGAGUCACCACUCAUCAAGCUGACUAUAUCAAGAAAAAAGGAGAAAAAGCUCAAGCAAUUCGACCACAGGAAACUGGUUUAGAGACAGGAGAUUUCGAUGGAGUGACAACUCAUCAAGCUGACUAUAUCAAGAAAAAAGGAGAACGAGCACAAGCGAUUCGACCACAAGAAACUGGACUAGAAACUGGAGAUUUUGAUGGAGUGACAACUCAUCAAGCUGACUUUAUCAAAAAGAGAGGAGAACGAUUACAACCGAUUAAACCUGCGGAAAUGCUUAUUCAGACUGGGGAUUUCGAUGGAGUGACAACUCAUCAAGCUGAUUACUUUCGCAAAAGGGCUGAAAAAGCUCAAGCAAUUCGACCAAUGGAAAUCGGUUUGGAAAGUGGAGAUUUCGAUGGAAUCACAACACAUCAAGCUGAUUACAUUAAGAGAAAGGGAGAACGAAUGCCACCGAUUCGACCUUAUGAAACGAUUCUCCAAAGCGGGGUUUUCGAUGGAAUCACCACUCAUCAAGCCGACUAUUUCAAGAAAAGAGCUGAAAAAGCUCAAGCGAUUCGACCACAGGAAACCGGUUUGGAAACUGGAGAUUUCGAUGGCAUAACCACUCAUCAAGCUGACUAUUUUCGAAAAAGAGGAGAAAGAGCGCACGCGAUUCGACCAAAAGAGACCGGAUUGGAGACUGGGGAUUUUGAUGGGAUAACGACGCAUCAAGCUGAUUAUUUUAGAAAGAUUGCUGGCCGCUCUGUGCCAGCUCGUCCACUUCCGGAUUCUCUCGCCAACAUGGGACAAUUCGAUGGAACAACCACAAUGAAGACCGAUUUCACGAAAAAGUACGUCGACGUGUGCCCGGUGGAGAAAAUUUUGGCCAAAAGGGAUCGCUCGUACCAUUUCUUCGAGAAUCGCAAGGGUCAUCAAUUCUAUCGUCGUGAGCCCCGAAUCGUCAUCGGA